Molecule: messenger RNA, 3007 nt
Organism: Cuscuta europaea
Lineage: Eukaryota; Viridiplantae; Streptophyta; Magnoliopsida; Solanales; Convolvulaceae
Source: the annotation of a GenBank genome assembly
CUCAUCAUCAUCAUGCAUAAAACAGCUCACUCGUGACAUUACAGCUUGCAACGUAGUUAACCGGCAACCGCCGGUCACCAUCCUCCACCGACAACUACUCUCCUUCCUCCGCCCUUCCAUCUCCACUUUCGCUUAAUUAAUUGCCAUUUCACUAAUAUAGUUUAAGGAAUCGCCAUAAGUUUCAGUUCUUCACCGACAUUGCUCCCGCUGUAUAGAUUGUGUGACAAGGAAUGGCGGGGCAGGAGGCUUCCUCUGCCUUUUGAAGCAACCUCUUCUUGCUCAAUCUCUCCUCAUCUUAGUAGAAACGGCUUUUUUCUUUUAUAAGCUCAAAUAUUUGAAGCAUGAGGGCGACUGAACGGAAACAAGUUCAAAAGAGUAGUCAAAUAGCGCGUGCUUCGAGGCCAGAGAAGAAGGGCCAGAAGCCACAAGAGAAGAAUGGUCGCAAAAUCAUGAAAGGAAAAGAAACAAGUAUGAAAACUUCAUCUCCUAAUCAAGACUCGAGCACUUUAGUAAGUGAUCUAAAUACAGGUACAGAACACCCAGAAUCUUAUGAAACCGUGGUUAUACACUAUGUUGAUGACAUCAAUAGGUCUGAUGAAACAACUCAAGUGUCAAAAACACUCCAGAUGGAUGACAAGGAGAGUCAUAAAAAUUUAAGCGGUUAUUCAUGUGAGCAGGAAAAUGAUUCAAAGGAGGAAAUGGAAGAUGAAUCUGAUCCUGAAACAAUUAAUGGAUCAGUAUCAUCAUCUCAAGGAGAUCCACAAACUUCAGAAGACAAUAAGUUAGAAAAAGCUUCAAUAUUUCCCAGAGAUGGAUCCUCUGAUAGCUCUUCCUUUGCACCCUCUACAAAUGCUUAUAACAGCAUACAAUUAAAGGCAUCAAAAACUGCACCUAAAAAUGCUAUGGGCCCUGCAAAAGGUCCAUCCAAAGUGUCAACUGACUCUGUACAUAGUAAUUCUAAAAAUAUGAAAGUCCAUCCAAAAACAAUAAUAGAAUCCUCAGAAGAGGUUGGUGAUGGACUUUUUGAAGAGGUUAAACAAGCAGAUACAAAAGAUGAGGCUUCCAGCAGUGCUCGGAAUUUUGUGAGUGAUGAUGAAACAGUCAACACAUCAGAAGAAUUUGAUGAAGAAGACAGGGCUGCUUUAGAAAAAAAGGUGCAGGAAAUGGAAUCAAGGAUUGAGAAACUUCAGGAGGAGCUGAGAGAAGUUGCUGCUCUUGAAGUUGCGCUUUAUUCUGUAGCACCUGAACAUGGGAAUUCAGCACAUAAGGUGCAUAAGCCAGCAAGGCGCCUUUCCAGACUUUAUAUUCAUGCUUGCAAAAAUUGGUCUCAAGAGAAACGUGCCACGGUAGCUAGGAAUAUGGUUUCAGGCCUUGUUCUGGUUUCCAAGUCAUGCGGUAAUGAUGUUGCAAGGUUGACGUUCUGGCUAUCCAAUGCUGUUGUUCUGAGGGAAAUAAUAUCACAAGCGUUUGGAAGUUCCUGUAGCUCAAACUCUCUUACUCAAAUAUCUGCAUUGUCUGGAGGAAAGGGAGGUGAUUGCGAACAUUCAUCACUGAAGUGGAGCUGCAGUUCUGGAAGCACACAAUCUAAGCAAGGUGUAUUGCAUUUUAUUGACAAUUGGCAAGAAUCAAGAACAUUUAGAGCUGCCUUGGAAAGAGUGGAGUCUUGGAUUUUUUCUCGGAUAGUUGAGUCAAUAUGGUGGCAGGACUUUACUCCAAAUAUGCAAUGUCAGAUUAGUCAUCUAUCAAUUGGAAAUACGGUGGGGAAACUACUUGGUCCCGCCUUAGGUGACCAAGAGCAAGGGCGCUUCUCAAUUGAUCUAUGGAAUAAUGCUUUCAAAGAUGCUUUUACGAGAUUAUGUCCUGUUCGGGCUGGUGGGCAUGAAUGUGGCUGCUUGCCUGUUCUGGCAAGAAGGGUAAUGAAACAAUGUGUUGCGAGAUUAGAUGUGGCAAUGUUCAACGCUAUUCUUCGCGAAUCAGCUCAUGAGAUCCCAACUGAUCCUGUUUCGGAUCCAAUAGUUGAGUCAAAGGUUUUGCCUAUUCCAGCUGGGGAUUUAAGUUUUGGAUCUGGUGCUCAGUUAAAAAAUUCAGUUGGCAAUUGGUCUAGAAGGCUGACAGAAUUAUUUGGCGUUGCUCUUGGUGAAUCAGCCAAAAAUGACUUUAGCAAAUCUGAGUAUGACGGUAAAGGAGAAGACGGAGAUGAACAACAAGAUCACUUCAAUCUUCUCAAUGCCUUGAGUGACCUUCUAAUGCUUCCAAAAGACAUGCUUAUGGAUUCAACAAUCAGAAUGGAGGUUUGUCCAUCAAUACAUCUUUCCUUGCUCAAGAGAAUCCUCUGUAAUUUCUCUCCGGAUGAAUUUUGCCCUGAUCCCGUCCCUGGUGCCGUGUUAGAGGCCGUCAAUGCUGAGUGCAUCAUAGAGCAUAGAUUAUCAGCCGAGCGCACUGGCAGCUUCCCUUACCCCGCUGCUCCAGUAGUGUACACUCCUCCUUCAUCAGCUGAUGUUGCAGAAAAGGUUGCAGAGGUUGACAGGAAGUCCCAGUUUUCUCGUACCUCUUCUUCCAUACAGAGGAAGGGAUACACGAGCGAUGAGGAACUGGAUGAAGUAGGUUCUCCUCUCGCAUUUAUAGUUGACAAAACACCGACUUCAACACAUUCCAAGAAUGGAAAUCUUAAAGGCAACCAUGAAGAAAAAAGUAUAUUUGGAUCCAAUGCAAGAUAUGAACUUCUCCGGGAAGUCUGGCGAGCAACUUAGCUUGAUGUCCUAAUUUCUUCAUGGUAAACACUCCCAAAAGGUGAAAAUCAAAUUACAGAUACCGAAAAGAGUGUUCUGAAGGGGAUGUAUGUGAAAUAUCUCUUCAAAGAUAACAAUCUCUUAAAUACAAAGAUUGCACAUUUUGUCAAAUAUUUACUGCAAUGUAUGUUACACAUAUCAAGAAUCCAAAAUGUGGACUUGUACACACACACAAUAGAACUAUGGUCGCUCCAGGGAAAAUAAGUAUAAAAUCCGUG